UCUACUUAACCCAUUAUGGUCAUAUUGUGCAGUGACGUAGAGUCGUAUGUUCGUCAACUUUGGAGAAAAUAUAUUCCUGAACGGUUUAUUUCGCAAAAUUAUAACAUUACGUUGAUUGUUAUCGCAGUAACGCAUUAAUGUAAGCUUGGAAAAAAGAAUAGUUGAGUGCCCAAAAUUGAAAAUUUUGCGAUUAAAGAAGCGCCUAUAAGCGUUACUAAUAUUAUUAUAUUAGCACGGUAUUAUUGCUAAACAAAAAAAGUAUCAAUUUCCUGUGGCAGUGCGAUUUGUUUGUUUUUGAUUUAUCCAUAUAUAUUUUCCGAGUCAAUUUGCGAUUGACUUUACAAGGAAUACCCGAGAGUAAGAUAUCUUUGUCUAAUUUGCGAACUGGCAUUGCGCACCCCAAAGGAGGGGAAACAAAAUCUUAUAUGACUUUUGAAAGAUACGGUGAAACACCAGCAAAAAAAACCGCACGUCUCAUUGAAAAAAAACGGAGUAAAGGGUUCGAGCUGUGCAUGAAUUCAAAAGGGCGAACCAUAAGUCACCGGACUUCGAGUAACAGACAUCGGAAAUUACAGCCAUUCAGGUACACAUGAGCCUGCUGCUUUGCCAUUUUUUAAAAGACUUAAACUGAAUAGCUGAAUAUUUACCAAGGCGGAAAUCAACCAAUACUUCAGCAAAAUAACAAAGCAAUAUACCGUUUUGCAAAACAACUACAAGAAUAAUAUUAUCAAGUAAUUCUAG
Drosophila eugracilis is the source of this 741-nucleotide messenger RNA. RefSeq lists its product as uncharacterized. NCBI's taxonomy places the organism in Eukaryota, Metazoa, Arthropoda, Insecta, Diptera, Drosophilidae. Bases 426 to 593 code for a protein of 55 amino acids. The record is from RefSeq and is a predicted model, not a curated record. The transcript is spliced from 5 exons.